ACACUCUUCCAUUGUCUGCAUAUCCUUCCCCGAAAACAAAAACGAAAUGCAGCGAAACAAUUUCUCUCUUCCCCGAAAAAUGGCGAUGUCUGCAAAGUCAGUCACCCGUCUCCUCCUCUUAACAACUCUCCUCUCCCUCUUCGUGUCUCUUACCGCUUCCACUUCUGACCCAGAAGAGCUCGUUAACGAGCUCCUUUCUCUACAAUCCCAAUCCAAAACAGGCGUAAUUCACCUAGAUGAUCACACCCUUUCUCGCUUCUUAACCUCCACCAAAACUCCUCGCCCCUACUCCCUGCUCAUCUUCUUCGACGCCAAGCAGCUCCAUGACAAGCAUGAGCUCCACCUCCAAGAACUCCACGGAGAGUUCUCUCUCGUCGCCUCCUCCUUCAUCCUCAACAACCCUGACAAUUCCUCUACAUCCUAUGGUAAACUCUUCUUCUGCGACAUCGAAUUUAAGGAAUCCCAAUCGUCCUUCUCUCUCUUUGGCGUCAAUUCCCUCCCUCACAUACGCCUCGUUGGUCCCAAUGUGAGGAACCCUAAAGAAUCUGAGGCAAUGGAUCAAGGGGAUUUCUCUAGAAUGGCCGAAUCGAUGUCCGAUUUCGUUGCGUCCAGGACCAAGCUCUAUGUGGGACCUAUCCACCGUCCCCCAAUUCUUUCCAGGAACCAACUGGGUUUUCUAUUCGCUGUUUUACUAAUCUGGACACCUUUUAUGGUUAAGAAGGUUUUGACCGGCCAGACAUUGCUUCACGAUCCGAAAAUAUGGCUUGGUGGGGCGGUAUUUGUGUACUUCUUCAGUGUUUCCGGUGCAAUGCACAAUAUAAUUCGUAAGAUGCCCAUGUUUUUGGCCGAUCGAAACGACCCCAGCAAGCUGAUUUUCUUUUACCAGGGGUCUGGGAUGCAGCUGGGAGCAGAGGGUUUCGCCAUUGGGUUCUUGUACACCAUUGUGGGGCUAUUGUUAGCGUUUGUGACUCAUGUGCUUGUAAUGGUAAAGAAUGUGACAGUCCAGAGAUCGAUUAUGGUCGUUUCACUAGUGGUUUCAUUUUGGGCUGUGAAUAAGGUUAUCUACCUGGACAAUUGGAAGACUGGUUAUGGGGUUCAUACUUUCUGGCCGUCGAGCUGGAAGUGAGGAUGCAAUUCAUAUUUCGAGAAGUGAAAGGUUUUCAUUUUUCGUAACUGAAACAAUAGUGAUGUAGACUUUGAUGUUUUGCCUAGAAUAGAUGUCUACACUUGAACUUUAGCUUCAGGUUUUAUUGCUGCUUCACAAAUAAUUAAAUUUUUAUGCUAAAAGAUUUUGUCA
This is a messenger RNA of Hevea brasiliensis (rubber tree), 1297 nucleotides long. RefSeq names its product probable dolichyl-diphosphooligosaccharide--protein glycosyltransferase subunit 3B. Gene Ontology annotation, cellular component: oligosaccharyltransferase complex. The record is from RefSeq and is a predicted model, not a curated record. Bases 47 to 1126 code for a protein of 359 amino acids. Lineage: Eukaryota; Viridiplantae; Streptophyta; Magnoliopsida; Malpighiales; Euphorbiaceae. The transcript has a single exon.